Molecule: messenger RNA, 321 nt
Organism: Acanthoscelides obtectus
Lineage: Eukaryota; Metazoa; Arthropoda; Insecta; Coleoptera; Chrysomelidae
Source: the annotation of a GenBank genome assembly
AUGAUUGAGCGACUUAUUAAGAUAAAGGAUGCUAUCAUAUUAUAUACAUCGCAACACCCAAAUUUGCCGCAACUUGUACCAAGUGAUUGGGUAAAACUUGAAACCUGUACGAGGAUUCUGAAACCCUUUGAAGAGCAAAACUUUAUCAACUAUAACAUAUUUUGGAACAGGAAGACUAGCCCAAAUUACAAAGAACAAAGAGGUAACUAUAAUUCAGGCAAUGACAAAGGCUGAGGAUAAGGUGAAGAAUAUCUUUGUAUGUAUCCAUUGUUGUUACUUCCAUAUAUAACAUAUCUUUUGGAAAUUUUUACACGAUGCUGG